Molecule: messenger RNA, 5227 nt
Organism: Plodia interpunctella (Indianmeal moth)
Lineage: Eukaryota; Metazoa; Arthropoda; Insecta; Lepidoptera; Pyralidae
Product: organic cation transporter protein-like
Exons: 6
Coding region: 211-1845 (544 amino acids)
Biological process (GO): transmembrane transport
Cellular component (GO): membrane
Molecular function (GO): transmembrane transporter activity
Source: RefSeq, a predicted model, not a curated record
CGCAAGCGCACUGUCUGUUUAGUGACCGACCUUGCGGCCGUACCGCAUUCAAACAUGAAUAUAUUUAAUAAAUAUUAAUUAAAUAAAAUGAUUUCUAGUUCUAUUUAAUCUUUGUGAACGAACAUUUUAAUUUUAAAUCAUAAUUCAAUGUUUGGUUGUGUUUUAAAUAAUCUUAGUGAAAUAAUAAUAGUGAAAUUUAAAUAAAUCAAAAUGAGUCUCGAAAAAAAUAGUGAGGAAGUGACGAUUGAUGAUAUUUUAAAAAUAUUGGGACCUUUUGGAAGGUUUAAUCUGUACAAUUAUGUACUUAUACUAUUUCCUGUGCUUCUGUCUGGUUUAUAUUCAUCUGUUUACAACUUCGAAUCCUUGGAUUUGAAAUACCGAUGUGAGGUCCCGGAAUGUCUGGGGAGCCAAGACGUAAAUUUCACAAUUCCCCACGACCCCAACGGAAACCCCUACAAAUGCUUGCGGUAUGCCCCCUUCAGCAACUCCACGGGGAACGGAACCUGUUCCCCCCACCACUUCGACUCCUCAAUGGCGAUACCGUGCGAGUCUUACGUUUAUUUGGAGCAUCAUUCUAUAGUUAAGGAGUUUGACCUCGCGUGCCAGGAUUGGAAGCGCUCCCUAGUGGGCACGGUCCAUAACGCAGGUUUUUUUGUGUCCAUCCCUCUGACUGGACUACUAUCAGACAAGUUUGGUCGACGAGUGGCCCUGAUCUUCGCCGCUGUUUCCAACGGUGUCUUCGGCGUCAUUCGGGCGUUGUCGGUGAACUACGAAAUGUUCAUCGUGUUUGAAUUUUUGGAACCGGCGUUUGGAGGGGGCGUGUAUACAGCGUGUUUCGUUUUAGCAAUGGAGCUCGUUGGACCAAAAGGCAGAGUAUUCGUCAGUCUCCUAUUCAAUACCAUGUUUAUCAUCGGCGGCGUCUGCGUCACCCUCCUCUCCUGGUACUUAGAGAACUGGAGAUACCUGGUCUUCCUCAUCUACACACCCUCCGUCUUCAUCUUCGUCUACAUCUGGACCUUAACCGAAAGUUUCCGAUGGUACUUCAGCAAAGGCCGCUACGAAGAAGGACUCCAGGUCCUCAUGAAAUCGGAGAAAAUCAACAACGUAUCUGUACCCAGAGACCAUUAUGAACAAGUAGAAAAGCACGCGACACAGCAAAGGGAAGCGAGGAAAUUUGAAACAUUAGAAUCAAAUCAGUCAUCUUUCAAACAAAUGUUCACAUCUAUCAUGAUCUGGAAGAGACUAUUCAUAUGCUCUUUCUUGUGGAUAUCUUCGACUUUGGUGUACUAUGGCUUAUCGAUUAACGCUAUUGAGCUAUCAGGGAACAGCUACUUGAACUACAUAGUUGUGCUGGUGAUAGAAGCGCCGGCGAAUGUGUGUAAGCUUAUAUUUCUGGACAGAUUUGGACGGAAGAAAGUCAUAGCAACAGCUUUCUUUUUGACUGCUUUGAUUCUUAUCAACUAUGGAUUUGUGCCAGCCGGCGUGUGGUCACUAGUGAUGUACCUCGGAGGCAAAUUCUUCAUCACCCUCGCCUACAAUUCCCUGUACGUGUUCGCUGCAGAGGUGUUCCCCACAAAUUAUAGGACCACCCUCCUGGCCAUGUGUUCUACUAUAGGCAGAACGGGGUCUACUGUGGCGCCUCAAACUCCUCUACUUGCAAGGUACUACGAAUAUCUCCCUACAAUGCUGUUCGGUAUAAUGGCAGGUCUAUCAGCAUUCUUCGUACUCCUUCUCCCUGAAACAAACAACAUGAAACUCCCUGACUCUCUUAGAGAGGCGCAAGAGCAGGACAAAAGACCUGGACAGACCGAUGAAAAUAAUACCAGUUGUAAAACUUCUCUUUAGUGUAAGUUGCUUAAUGUUAGGCAAAUGCGUUGUGACAAUAAUUUACUAUGCGUGCGAUAUUCGGCUUGCUAAUGUGAAAGCCGUAUUUAUUUAUAUGUAGUGAAAAAUAAUUCACUAAAGUUCUUUUGUGUUUGAGUUUAUUAUGUUUUAGAUUUGAAUAAGAAAAAAUAUAGUUAGGAUUCAAACUAAUGAUUCUUCUGUAAAUGGCGCAAUAAUGAGUUUGUCUAUCUAUUUUUUGUGCAGGAUUUGUUCUGUUUGUUUAAUUUUACACACAAUACAAAACACAAUGAUGAUUCUUGAACAUUGUGAUUUUUAUUCCCGUUGAUUUAAAGAUCAAAAACUUUUGCAAUGUUAAAAACUAUUAACUGACUAAAUUGUUGAACAAGUGAAAUAUUUUAUGAAAUGUAACUUUUAUUUAGUAGCUGUGUGGACAUUUUGUUAAACAAUAAAAAUUCAAUAAAAACAAUCCACUCGAUUGUAAAUACGGAAUGUGCUGAAUUGAAUGACGUGAAAGUUUAUUCACUAUUAAACUAACAAACAAUAGUGUGGUCUCAUUGCAAAAGUUAAACGAAUUUUUCGAGUUUAACUUUUUGAACAUACGCGUGCUCACUGAACACCCCAUUGUGGUCUUAUAGUAAACUAGCGGCUCGCCCCGGCUUCCCUCGGGUAAAACCAUCCAUAAUAAAAAGUUGCCUCCUGAAGGUUUCGCCUAUCUCUGUGGCAAAUUUCAUCAAAUUCGGCCUAGUAGUUUUUGAGUUUAUCACUUACAAACAAAAAAAAUACAAAUCUCUAACAAAAAAACAAAAAUACAAAUUCUCUUUAUAGUAUUAGUAUGGAUUGGAUAUGGAUAACCCACUCAAAAAGGUAUGAAAAUAUAAGGUAGGAAAAUAUGCUAGAAUUCAAAGAUACGAGGUUAGCAUUAUGUUUUAUCCACUAUGUAUCUAUAUUGACUGCAUGAAGACGGCGAAUUUAAAGCUUAUUAUUAUUAUUUAUUUAUUAAGCAUACACAACAGUUAACAAUCACAUACAGUUUUGUAACAAUGUUAAUAUAAUGUAUAGGUACUGAUCUAGAUCGCUAACCAAAAACGUGAAUGCAUUGCAUGCUAAUCAAAUAUGCUCAAAAGCUCUUACAAAUACAGAAAUUACAGAAACAAAUUACAGAUAUAACAGAGAAUCGUGGUUAUAUACUCAUUUGAGUUUUAAAUUAAAUCUAAACAAGAGAACUGACAGAACUCAUUGGAGGACAGUCUUUACUUGUAAAUCUAAUAUGUUUCGACUCGAAGAGAUCUAAACUAUGCAUACCAUAAGGAGGGUUGACGUCAGGCAGGCGGCCGGUUGAAAAAUUUAAGCCAAAACUUAUUACAGUAUGUUAAGUUUUAAUUCGAGGGAAGGGACUUACAUACUGUGCCGACCCCACAUGAGUGGGAUAAGGUCAAAAAGAAGACCAUCUGACUUCAUCAGUCGUCUGGAUGGUCUUCUUUUGUCAUUAUAAAGCCUACACACUCCAAAUACUGGAUUAUAGUAAGAAGUGUUAUUAAUAUAAUAAUAAUAUAUUUAAAACUGCAUGUUUCUGGACAAAUCUAGUCUGGCCGAAACGUUUCUACCUGCUGUGCGGUGCAGGCAGGAACGUUUCAAUGACAUAAAAUAUUGAUAACUCGAAUUAAUAGUGGGGAACCCUAAAGGCUAUUAAAAUUUGUGUUUUAACUCGAGCGUCAUGGGAAAGCGAAUCGAAUGCAAUGAAACAUUUAUACAUGUAUUAUAAUACUAUGAUUCACAUCCAAAUGUGAAAGAUUAGAUGGUAGAUGAAAAAAUGUUUGCUUUAAAAAUACAAUUUAAUAACUAUUAUGUAGUGUAAGUGGAUAUGCAAAAUACAGGAAAGAUUUGUAAGAAAACAAAUUAUGUUUUACGAGUAUUAAGUAAGUAGGUAUUUUAUUCUCCUGUUAUGAAAUUAAGAUUAGGAAUUGAAUAAUUGAUAUUGUAAUAAGUGAAACUAAGAUUUAUAUUAUUGGGUUAAAAAAUGGAAAAAAUAGACAAUCUGUAGUUACCUUCCUAUUGACAGAAAGUGUCUUUUUUUCCAAUUUCUCAAAAUUGUAAAGUGCGAUAGGGACAAACUAGAAUGAAGCUGACAAAACAUACAUAAGCUUAAUUACUUAUUCUUUAACUUUUUUAAAAUAAAAAGCAGCUAGCUAUUGACCGCGGCUUUGCCCGCGUGAAUUUAAUUACGAAAACGGAACAGACAUGAUAUUCAUACAAACUUUCCACUAUAGUAAUUUGGUCAUGUUUUUAAAAAGUACCCUAUGUUGGAACGGAAUUCUUUAAAUAGUUAAUAUUUUUGAUGAAAUUGAUUGCGUUGAACAGACGGACAGACAGAUAGGCAGACUUUCGCAUUUAGGUAUAAUAAGUAUUAGUAGGUAUGGAAGUAUGAAUUAGAAAUGUCAGUACGUUUUGGGUCAUAAUAAUAAACGAUUUUUAACAUCAGUAAAAUUUCGCUAGGCAUUCUAAUUUCAUAAUAAUUAUCGUUUUUUUUUAAGAUUACGAUUACUAACUAAUAUAGCAAAUAACUAAUAAUGAAAAUAUAGCAAUUUUAUUGUUUUAAGCAAAUUCAUAAACUUAAAAGUUUGAAUGAUCGAUGCGUUAGCUCGAAUAAGGUGAUAUUUUGUAAAUGCAAAAAAACAGUCCUAGACCGUAAAAAAAUGAAGAAAACUGAUGAUAAGGACUUCGAUUGUGUGAAAAUCGAGCCACAGCACAGCAGAAUCUGUCAAACUAUUUUCGCAACGAUCGAGGUUCAGCUGCGAUCAUACGAUCAUACUUCAGCUGUUAGGUAUAUCAGCUACUAUAGUAUUCAUAUAGUAUACUAUAGUCUAGUAUUGUUAUAGGUACUACAGCUGGAUCGCAGCUGAACCUCGAUCGUUGCGAAAAUAGUUUGACAUAGUAUACCUAUAGGUAGGUACUUUCAGUUAUUUCCAUUCAUGAAAAUUGUUUAAUUUUUAUGUAUUAUCUAUUUUAAAAUAAGUCUGGUUACUUUUUAAGGUAUUUACCUAUUCAUAUAUUCACUGGUAGUCACUGGCAUUUGUAUUGGGUUUUAUACUGUACUUAUGUUAUUACCUGAAAUAAAAUAAUUUAAUAUUAUUAUUACCUACCUAACAACCAAUAGGUAGGUGUUUUUGAAUCAAUGUGUGUACAAUAGUAGUAGAAAGGUAUACUUAUAAAGAUAUACCUUAUAAGUAGGUACAUACGUAGCUUAUAAUUGGCGUAAAUUACUUAUUUCUUUAAUUUAUGUAAUUAGUACUUCGAGCACUAGAUAUUUUCUGUAAAUAUUGUAUGCCAAUAAGUAUUAGUAAGUUGGAAAAAUUAAACUUGAUUUGAAAUCAUCUUACCUAUA